GGGCGAUGAGAGGAGAGGUAGAGGUGGUCUUGCAGACUCACCCAGCACAAUACAGUAUGUCCUCGAUCUGCAGAGAAGGGAGAAGUGGGAAGGAGAGAGUAAUCGUAGCUGGGAGAGACGUGGAAAAGAGCACGUGACACAUGGACAAGAACAUGUAUGAAUAGCGCGAACAGCAAGGAGCAUUUGAGAACAGCAACUGCGUUUGAGAGCAUACUCACACGUGGACUUUGGUGGAUGUAUCUGACCGCUGUUAUGGCCAGUUUUGGACGUAUCUGACCGGAACUACGUCCAGAGGUCAGGGAAAAAGUGCUAAUUUGAUUACAGUCUGAGGGAGUAUGGAUAAGUAGGUGAUCAAGGGUGUAGAUUGGGCGAAAAGCGGCAGGAGGGGAACGACCGGUCGCAGCUGCAAGUGAAGGACCUUGGGUAGCCGCCAAGGAAACAGAAGUGGAAGCAGAGGCAACGCCAGAGGGGGGAGAGGGGGAAGGAAGAGGAAGGGUAGGAGGAGGAAGGGGAGGAGGAAGGGGAGGAGGAGGAGGAGGAGGAGGAGGAAGAGGUCGAUUCGGAAGGAAUAACACACAGGCGCAGUGGCAGAGGCGCAACAGAGCGGAAGGAGGAGGUGUCAGACUGGGAGAAAGAGGAGGAGGUGCCAGACUGGGAGAAAGAGGAGGAGGAAAGCAGGGAAGCAGCCGCAGCAGCAACAGGAGGAGAAGCAGGGAGAAAAAGGAGGAGAGGUGGGAGAGGGAGUAGUCGUAGUAGUAGGAGGAGGCGGUGAAGGGCGAGGAGGAGGGAUUGCACGAGCAGCAGAUAGUUAAGCUGCAGCAGAGGGAGAGGAGCAGCAAGGAGGAGAGGGCACAACAGGAGGAGGAGAGGGAGCAAGAGGAGGAGGAGGAGAGGAAGCAGGGGUAGGAGCAGGAGGAAAAGCGGAGAGAGAGAGAGAGAGAGAGAGAGAGAGAGAGAGAGAGAGAGAGAGAGAGAGAGAGAGAGAGAGAGAGAGAGAGGAGGCGAAAAUGGGGGAUCCUGUGAAGAAGCUAGAGUAUUUGUCAUUGGUAUCGAAGAUAUGCAGAGAGUUGGAAACCCAUGUGGGAUUUGCAGAUAAGUCCUUGGCAGAAUUCGUUAUUGAUUUGGCGGCGAAGAGUGAGUCGGUAGAGAGUCUGUCGAGCUCUUUGGCGGCUAAUGGUGCAGAAUGGCCCGAGUACUUUUGCAAAACGUUGUUGACGAUCGUUCAAGCAGUUCGUCCGCCGACGAAAGGUGGAGGGGAGAAAGGGGGAGGAGGAGGUAAAGGGGGAUCGAAAAACGCGUUUCCAGGACUGGCGGUGCCGAAUAACAGAGAGAGGAUCAAGGAGAUGGAGAGAGCGCUAGACAGAGGCACAGGGGGAGGCGCCGGAAGGGCGGAGAAUGGCGGCGGCGGCGGCGGCGCGGCGGCGGGGGUUCUCUCGCCGAAGGCGGGUGGAGGAGCUGCUGCUGGGAGUGGAGAGAAAGGGGACGUCAGGGGAGAGAGGGCGGGAGCGGCGGCGGCUGCGGGGGAGAGGUCGUCGUCGAGAUCCUCCGGACGAUGGGACCAGGACUACAAAGAGGUCCGCGAUCGGGAUCGCGAUCGCGGGAACAGCAGCAGCAGGGAUUAUCGCGAUCGCGAUCGGGAUCGAGACCGUGAUCGGGACCGUGAGCGCGAUCGCGAUCGUGAUCGCGAUAGGGAUAGGAGAAGAGGAGGAGGAGGAGGAGGAGGAGGGUGGGACAGGGAAGACCGGAGGAGUCGCUCGCCGCCUCCACAUGCUCAUCAUCAUCAUCAUAAUCAUAAUCAAUCGUGGUCAUCAUCGCUGCCACCACCUCCGCCCCUUCCGAUGCCGCCGCCGCCGCCGCCGCCGCCGCCAUCGUCGUCUUCCUCGCAGCCCACCGAGCCUGAGCUGUUCAGCGUUUAUCGGGGUAGGGUUACCCGCAUUAUGGAUUUUGGCUGUUUCGUUCAGCUGGAGGGGUUUAGGGACAGAAAGGAGGGCCUUGUCCACGUGUCACAGAUCGCCUCUCGGCGGGUAAUCAAUGCGAAAGACGCGGUCGAGAGAGACCAAGGGGUAUGGGUGAAGGUGGUAUCCUUAGCCGGCGCGAAGAUGUCUUUGAGUAUGGUGAAUGUGGACCAAAGGACGGGUGAAGACUUGUUACCGUUGAAGAAACCCCCCUCAGCAGCCGGCGGCAUGUCCUCCUCCGCCGCCACCAUCGCCGCCAACGAAGACUACGAAUCUAGAUCUAAUCCCAGCCGACCGACGUCUUCAAUCCUAGGGUUAUCUGGCAUCAAAGUGACGGAGGAAGAUGAGUCGUCGUCGAGAAGGCCGUUGAAGAGAAUGUCAUCCCCUGAGAAAUGGGAGGCCAAGCAAUUAAUGGCCUCAGGGGUGUUGGAUGUGACCGAUUUCCCCGAUUACGACGAAGAAGGGGGGGGGUUGUUGUACCAGGACGAGGGGGCGGAGGAGGAUCUCGAGAUUGAGCUCAACGAGGAUGAACCCGCCUUUCUGAGGGGUCAGACCAGAUACAGUAUCGAUGUCUCGCCGGUGAAGAUCGUGAAGAAUCCCGACGGCUCUCUGCAGAGAGCGGCGAUGACUCAGUCUGCCCUAGCGAAGGAGAGAAGAGAGCUCAGGGAGCAGCAACAGCGCACCAUGUUAGAUAGCAUUCCCAAGGAUUUGAACAGGCCUUGGGAGGACCCAAUGCCAGAGACAGGAGAGAGGCAUCUGGCACAGGAGUUGAGGGGGGUGGGACUUAGCGCGUACGAUCUGCCGGAGUGGAAGAAGGACGCCUUCGGUAAAGCACCUACCUUUGGUCAACGGUCAAAGCUGUCGAUCCAAGAGCAGAGACAGAGCCUGCCAAUCUACAAGCUGAAGCGCGAGCUGGUCCACGCAGUAAACGACAACCAAGUGCUGGUGGUGAUCGGAGAGACGGGAUCGGGGAAGACGACGCAGAUGACGCAGUAUCUCGCGGAGUCGGGAUACACGACCAGGGGGAAGAUAGCAUGCACGCAGCCGAGGAGAGUGGCGGCGAUGUCCGUCGCCAAGCGAGUGGCAGAGGAGUUUGGAUGUAGAUUGGGAGAGGAGGUCGGUUAUGCCAUUCGAUUCGAAGAUUGCACAGGGCCAGAGACGGUGAUCAAGUACAUGACCGACGGCAUGUUGUUGAGGGAGAUUUUGGUCGAUGAGGAUCUCUCUUCUUAUUCCGUGAUUAUGUUGGACGAGGCUCACGAGCGCACCAUCCACACCGACGUCCUGUUCGGUCUUCUCAAAGGGGUAAUCAGGAGAAGAGCGGAGCUGAAGCUCAUCGUCACGUCGGCUACCUUAGACGCGGAGAAGUUUUCUGGAUACUUCUUCAACUGUCCCAUCUUCACGAUCCCUGGGCGCACGUUUCCGGUCGAAAUCCUCUACACUAAACAGCCCGAGUCCGACUACUUAGACGCGGCACUAAUUACAGUCAUGCAGAUUCAUCUGACGGAGCCAGAGGGAGACGUACUGCUUUUCCUAACGGGCCAAGAAGAGAUCGACACGGCUUGCCAGAUCUUGUACGAGCGAAUGAAGGGCUUGGGACCCAACGUGCCCGAACUUAUCAUUCUCCCAGUCUACUCUGCUCUGCCCAGCGAGAUGCAGACUCGCAUAUUUGAGCCCGCGCCGAUGGGAACGCGCAAAGUAGUGGUGGCCACGAACAUCGCCGAAGCUUCGCUGACAAUCGACGGAAUCUUUUAUGUGAUCGACCCGGGAUUCGCCAAGCAGAAGGUAUUUAACCCGAAGCUAGGACUAGAUUCGUUGGUGAUCAGUCCGAUUUCCCAAGCGUCGGCGAGACAGAGAGCGGGCCGAGCAGGUCGAACUGGGCCCGGCAAAUGCUACAGGCUGUACACGGAGAGCGCCUUCAGGAACGAGAUGCUCCCCACAAGCGUGCCAGAAAUCCAAAGAACCAAUCUUGGCAUGACUACGCUGAUGCUCAAGGCCAUGGGCAUCAACGAUCUGCUGUCCUUCGAUUUCAUGGACCCCCCCCCCCCCCAGGCUUUGAUCUCUGCCAUGGAACAGCUUUAUAACCUUGGUGCCCUCGAUGAAGAGGGGCUACUUACCAAAUUGGGUCGCAAGAUGGCGGAAUUCCCACUAGAACCCCCCCUUUCCAAGAUGCUAAUUGCCAGCGUGGAUCUGGGAUGCUCAGACGAGAUCCUGACCAUCAUUGCCAUGCUGAGUGCGCAGAACAUCUUCUAUCGCCCGAGAGAGAAACAAGCCCAGGCUGAUCAGAAGCGCGCCAAGUUCUUUCAGCCUGAGGGGGACCACCUCACCCUGCUUGCUGUCUACGAGGCCUGGAAAUCGAAAAACUUCAGCGCUCCGUGGUGCUUCGAGAAUUUUGUCCAGUCCCGAUCCCUACGCCGGGCUCAGGAUGUACGCAAACAGCUGCUCACGAUUAUGGAUAAGUAUAAAUUGGACGUCGUGAGCGCGGGAAAGAACUUCAACAGGAUAAGGAAGGCGAUCUGCAGUGGUUUCUUCUUCCACGCAGCUCGAAAAGACCCGCAAGAAGGAUAUCGAACCCUCGUCGAGAACCAGCCUGUCUACAUCCACCCUUCCAGUGCUUUGUUCCAAAGACAACCAGAUUGGGUGCUCUACCACGAGCUGGUCAUGACGACCAAGGAGUACAUGAGAGAGGUGUGUGCCAUCGAUCCCAAAUGGUUGGUGGAACUGGCACCCAGGUUCUUCAAGGUGGCCGAUCCGACGAAACUCAGCAAGAGGAAGAGGCAGGAGAGGCUAGAGCCGUUAGGUAUGGAGGAGGCGGAGAAGAAGGAGGAGAAGGAGGAGGAGGAGGAGGAGGAGGAGGAGGAGGAGGAGGAGGUUGAAGAGGAAGGUGGAGACAGAGAGAGAGGAGGAGGAGGAGGAGGAGGAGGAGGAGGAGGAGGAGGAGGUGGUGGUGAUGGGUGGCGUCUUCUGUAGCUUUGUGUAUUUGGAUUCUUUGACUCGAGCGGAAUGGAGACGGAUUGAGCAGCUGCUGCAUUCCUGGCCAAGAACAGCGGAGUGAAUAAGGAUGUACCUGGACAUAAUUAGACUCAGGGUUCAUUCAGUCUUCAAUUCAACCUGUCUGGGAGUGUUGUUCAGUCCUGCGAAGACUCACUGAAGGUGUUGAUCUGGUUGUGCCAGAAGCGGUAAUGGCGGCUUUUUUGAGCUACUGCCUGGUUGGCUAGUUUCUCCUCUGUCUGCAUCCCUGCAGGAUGCCAGCGUGACGAUGACGGUUCUUUGGGCAGAUCAUCGGUUAACGUGCUCUCUACUCGAAUUCGGGCUUCUUCUCAAGAAGGUACUAACGUGCUCUCUACUCCAGUCCGGGCUUUUCUCAAGAAGUAUCCAAUUUACGAUUAACAGCAUAGUUGCUUUUCUCAAGAAGGCUUAUCAGUCGAUUAACAGAAUCGUUGAUAGACUCAGACGCUGAACGAUUCUGUUAAUCGACUGAUAAGCAGAAAUAAAGACGAAGGUUUUGAGAUCUUGACCACGGUGGUGACUUGCGUAGCGUGUUUGGUACAAGUCUUUCGGUGAUCAAGAGGAAUCUGACCGCAACCCGGAAGU
Molecule: messenger RNA, 5546 nt
Organism: Chara braunii
Lineage: Eukaryota; Viridiplantae; Streptophyta; Charophyceae; Charales; Characeae
Source: the annotation of a GenBank genome assembly